Messenger RNA from Leguminivora glycinivorella, 1944 nucleotides. RefSeq lists its product as uncharacterized. The record is from RefSeq and is a predicted model, not a curated record. The coding region runs from base 459 to 1490 and encodes 343 amino acids. The transcript has 8 exons. NCBI's taxonomy places the organism in Eukaryota, Metazoa, Arthropoda, Insecta, Lepidoptera, Tortricidae.
UGUCCCCACGCUCGUUGCUCCGCGCGGCAGUACCGACUCGCGUCUCCAAACUGUCAACAACUCUGUCGAAGUAAUAGUACAAGUUUGGCACGUAGGCUCUCUCGGUAAUUACAAUUUUAAGACUGUGUAAGUGAUUGUUUGACGCGCUUUAAGUUACCGUGAAAGUUUUUCGGAGUUGAGUGUUUAGACGGUAAAUGCAAUUAAUUAUAUUUACAUAAUUAAUGAAAGGUAAACAUACAAGUGCUAGCUGUGAAUUAUCCCGUCGAAACCGCCGCUUCAUGAGCUCCGCGACUGAAGAGAAAAACUCAAAUAUCGAGUGUAAAAUAACUUGAAAAGACAAUUUAAAUUUUUAUUUAUUAUAUUAGUAUGUGUGUGUAGUGAACAGAACAAGAAUUGUGAUUUGUGUGUAGUGAAGUGAAAAUUGUGAGUGCCCAUGACAGUUCUGAGGGCGAGCAGGGAUGGCGCUUAUACCGUCGACGAGCAGUCGCAUCUACGUGGCUUUCUUCGCGACGGUCUUCUGGGGAAUGGGUGUCCGAGGCCUCCACAACCUGGAGAUAAACGUGCCAACAGCUGUACUGGUAGGAGAGACGGUGACCCUGGAAUGCAGCUGGCAGUUGGAAGACGAGGAGGCACUAUACAGCGUCAAGUGGUAUCGAGGGCGGGAGGAAUUCUACAGAUACAUCCCUAAGGAAUUGCCUCAUACGAGGGUGUUUCCUUUGCCUGGAAUUGAAGUUGACAUAUCCCGGUCCGGGGCCAGGCGAGUGGUGCUCCAGCAAGCCACGCCAGCGAUGGCCGGCAGGUUCCGCUGCGAGGUGUCGGCGGACGCGCCUACCUUCCACACAGAGAUCCGCUCCGCUCCACUAGAAGUUGUCGAGCCUCCGGAGUGGCGUCCGAAGCUGGUCUCAGACCGAUCGUGGUACGGCGUCGGGUCCACGCUGCGCGCGACCUGCGCAUCGCCGCCCGCGCACCCACCAGCCAACCUCACAUUUGCGCUUAACGGCAGAGAGAUUGACUUAGACUCGCUAGUGCACGAGUUACCAGAGUGGUUCAAAUGGGACUUGCCGCCGAAGCCGGAGACAACCACGACGGAACAGGCAGAGGACGACAAUUUCAACAUCUUCCACGAAGAGGGCAACAUCCAGUACUUGGACGAGUCCUAUAUUAACCUUCACAAGGAGGAGAUUAGGAGGCCUCCGAAGGAGAGCCCAAAGCCAGUAUUUGAAAGAACAGGACCGGACAACCGCCUAGUGUCUGUUGGAGAAGUGUCCUUCGUGGUUCGCAAUGAGGCGUUCGAGCGCGGCAGUCUACGGUUGACCUGCAUCGCGAGUAUAUACAAUUUGUAUGCAGCGAGGGCGGAGCUAAUUUUCGACAUGGAGCAGCCUGAGGUGGCAUCCGUGUUGGGUGUUAGGAAUGGGGCUGAAGAUUCAAAUAUCUUCAGGUCAUGGCGAAUACCGGCUGCGCUCGCGCCGCUCCUCUACAAUAUGCGGUAGUCAUCUUCAUUAAUUUAAUACAAACUCAUUCUAAGCUCUCCAUAAUGAUGUGAUCCUCAUUUUGUACAAACUCAUUAAGCAUAUCCAAAACCAUGAAUUUAUCUUCCGUUAUGAAUUCCAAGUUUGUUUUAUAUCAACAGAUAUUUAAGAUAAUCUUAGUAAUAGGUCACACUGGCCAAAGUAUAGAUAAAUAUUUAGUAAAUAUAGGUGGAGAAGUUUUAUUAAUUGACUAGAGAACUAUGCAUUUCAGAGAUAUAAUAGUUGAUAUGAUGUGAUAAAUGUAAUGGGUGGUUUUUACGAAAGGUCUAGUAGAUCCUCCAGUGACUGAAUUAUUGCGAUGGUUUUGUGCAAUACAUGCAUUUAUGAUGGGCCGAUAUUAAAUUUAUUUUACACGAAUAUAUUUCGACACGCUGUAGUUAAAACAAAGCAUUCCACAUGAGUGACACGGCCUCAA